GUGAUUUGUCAGCUCAUAUUCAGAGCAAGCGGGCAUUUUUAUUUUAAUCACAAGCUAAUUGUAAAAAUUCGUGGUAGAAUAAUAAUUAUACUAUACUAUAAAUAAAAUUAAACCCCGUAGAAUAGUUAUAAUGAGUCCUCGUUCACGUAGUCGCAGUAUUUCCCCACGUCGUAGUUACACCAAGUCACCAGUUCGCCGCAACAAUGGGCGUCGUUUCUUAAAUAGACGACAUUCAAGAGAAAAGGUGUACAGUUCUCGCAGUAGAUCAGCUUCACGACAACCGCAUUCUCCGCCACCACUGCCAUCAGGACGAGUUGGACGUUACUCAGAAGCCAGUCAAAGCUCUUCAACGUCACUCUCUCCACGUCAUGGUCGUCGUAUUUCCCGUUCACGUUCCCGUAGCACAUACGAAAAGCGUCGUGGUAAUAGGGAAAAGCCAGUGCAAAAUCGGUGUAUAGGUGUAUUUGGUUUAAGUGUGUAUACAACGCAACAAAAAAUACGUGAUAUAUUUUCCAGAUUUGGACCCAUUGAACGAAUACAAGUUGUAAUUGAUGCACAGACUGGUAGAUCGCGUGGAUUUUGUUUUAUUUAUUAUGAGGACAUAGCGGAUGCAAAGGCGGCCAAGGACGCCUGCUCCGGCAUGGAAAUUGAUGAUCGGCGCAUAAGAGUUGAUUACUCAACAACGCAAAGACCGCACACUCCCACUCCUGGUGUCUAUAUGGGCCGACAAACACGACGUGAACGUGAGCAUAAUGAUCGCUAUCGAGAUGACUAUCGUCCCCGUCGUCGCUCGGGCUCACCUUAUCACAGUCGCAACAAUAACUACCGCAGUGAUCGAAGGCGUCGUUAUGAACGCAGUCGGAGUCGUUCCUACUCUCCGCGGCGUGCCCGCUAUUGAAACUGCUAUGUGUAUAAAUUAUAAUGUUAUUAGUAAUUUUUACACAGAAAACAUAAACUGUAGUACUUUUGCUCCCUAUGUUUUCAAAUGGACUUAAUGUGCAAAAUGUGAACAAAAAUUACAGAUUUUAAAUAGCUGCUGAAUUAUACCGAAAUAUCAUGAGUUAUUGGUUCCUUACGUGGGUGUUUUGUUAACGUUUUCAUUAUAUUGAACAUUUGACAGCAAAUUAUUUAUUAUAAAUAAUGUAUGGAAUGUGUUUUUUAUUUGUAACAAUCGAAUUAACGUACUAUUCAGCCAGCAGCAUAAUAUUGAAUUAUUUCGCCCAAGUUUGGCAUUUACUCUGUUUUUAUUAUUUAUGCUAGUUUCAAUGCAAUUACAAUUGCUAUUUAUUUAAUAACAUCAUUUAUUAUUUGCUUACUUAUAACACAUUUUAUUUGUUGACUACCAAACAUUUUUAUAACUCUGUUUAGCAGUAGACAGUAUGUAUUGCAAUUUCAUAAUUAAAACAAAAAAAAAA
This is a messenger RNA of Bactrocera latifrons, 1415 nucleotides long. Its product is annotated as transformer-2 sex-determining protein. Gene Ontology annotation, biological process: positive regulation of mRNA splicing, via spliceosome. Bases 131 to 898 code for a protein of 255 amino acids. Gene Ontology annotation, molecular function: RNA binding. The transcript has 8 exons. Gene Ontology annotation, cellular component: spliceosomal complex. The record is from RefSeq and is a predicted model, not a curated record. Lineage: Eukaryota; Metazoa; Arthropoda; Insecta; Diptera; Tephritidae.